UUUGUGGAUCACUCAUGUGGACAACCUAACGGUGCAAGAGCUCCAUCUCCUGCUAAUAAUCCACUACUAGGAUCCUUACCAAAGGCUGGAGGGUUUCCUCCUCUUGGUGAACAUGGGCCUUUUCAUCCUACUCCAGCACCUAUGCCAACACCCCUGGCUGGUUGGAUGUCAAAUCCUACCAUUGUAGCACAUGCUGCAGUUUCUGGAGGAGCCACUAUAGGUCUUGGUACUGCUAUAGGUCUUGGUGCACCAUCAAUCCAUGCUGCUUUGAAGGACCCUAGGACCCCUCCAACUAAUCCUUCUGUUGACUACCCAUCUGGAGAUUCAAAUAAUGUCUCUAAGAGAACAAGACCAAUGGGAAUGUCGGAUGAGGUAAAUCUUCCUAUCAAUGUGUUGUCAGCUACGUUCCUAGGUCAUGGUCAUGGCCAGGCUUUUAAUGCACCAUAUGACUUGCCAAAGACUAUUAUGCGGACUCUGAACCAGGAUUCAUCUCCUAUGAGCAUGGACUUCCAUCCAGUUCAACAGACUAUACUUCUUGGCUGCUCUUGUCAAAGAUCCAGGUGUUUCUGUCAACCGUGUGAUUUGGAGUCCAGAUGGUGCUUUAUUCGGAGUUGCUUACGCAAGGUACAUUGUUCAGAUAUACUCUUAUCAUGGUGGCGAUGAAGUAAGGCAGCACUUGGAGUAUCUGUACCUUUAAUUAAGGAGCGAAAUUUCAUUGAUUGGAAGACUCUAAAAGCAUGCUUUUAAUGCUUUUGGGGAGUCUUGUGGAUCGGUGAUUCUGGAUGCAGGGGUGAAUAUUAUCUAGCUUUUAUUUCUUAAUCCUCGUUGAAAACCACCUUAGAUUUAUGUUCAUGUAACGUGUUUUUAGACUUAGUGGCGAAAAUU
This is a messenger RNA of Arachis ipaensis, 885 nucleotides long. The record is from RefSeq and is a predicted model, not a curated record. Lineage: Eukaryota; Viridiplantae; Streptophyta; Magnoliopsida; Fabales; Fabaceae.